Molecule: messenger RNA, 5490 nt
Organism: Anopheles coustani
Lineage: Eukaryota; Metazoa; Arthropoda; Insecta; Diptera; Culicidae
Gene: hrg
Product: poly(A) polymerase beta
Exons: 12
Coding region: 1622-3871 (749 amino acids)
Cellular component (GO): nucleus
Molecular function (GO): RNA binding; poly(A) RNA polymerase activity
Source: RefSeq, a predicted model, not a curated record
GUGGAAAAGUUUUCGCGUAUCGUUCGUACCCUCGCCCCGUGAAGCCGUGGUUUAGCUCGUGCAACGCACGCAGGAGCCAUUUCCGGUAAAAAUCCGCUGACCAUCAGGCGUUGCCCGAGCAUUUGCUACCCUACCUGGUCCGGUUUGGCAGAAGGCAGCAUCGCGGUUGUAGUGCUUGCAUUGUCCUGGUUCGCUGUAUCAUUGUCCCAACCGAGCAACGCAGAAAGAGUGGCCAAGAGUACAUAAAAAAACGACACGGUCGGCUUCGAAUGGUUUGACAGCAGUGUGGAAGAAGUGAAAAUACCGUAAACCACAAACGUACACCUCCGUCGUGGUAGCGAGCGAAUCCAGCAAGCUGUACCUGGGAGCUCGUUAUUUCCGCGUGUAAAAUGAUUGCCCGAGGACGAAUCCGCAGUCGUGGACUGUAAUCCUUGACGCGCGAGCGUUGCCCUUAGUCCAUCGCGUGGAUGUGAUGUGUUUUGGUGUAACUCGGGUCCGCUUGAACCUAUGCCUAGUAGCGAAAACGACUUCCGUAAUCUAGGAGUGCGUUCCUGUGAAAGUGUGCCGCGGGGUGUGUGAAAUGUGAAAAGAAUGGUGCUACGCUGUAACUGCAGGGAAUCGAGAGUUUGCAAAGUGCGGGUUCCGUUUUCACAGCCUUUCUCUGUCCCGCAAUCGCUGCUGCUUCGUUUGUAGUUUACUUUCUCUUCUUUUCCUACCCAUUUGCAUUCACGUCGUCUUCACUUGGCUUGUUUUCAUUGGCGUUCCUCGUUCCCAGUGCCUUGUUUUUUUCAUCCCCCGUGCAACCGUGUGAUCGAGUCGCGCGGUUUAUUUCGCUUGGUUUUCCACGUUCGGUUUGGAAAAGAUUAUUAACCGUCGCGCACACACACACAUACUCAGUUACGCUGAUUUUUCUUUUACCUUCACCUGAUGAAAACCCGCCCCUGUCAUUGAAGCAGAGGAUUUUUUUUUGUUUCUUCGUGAAAAACGCUGACUUUUCAUUCUCUACGUCCCUCGUAUCGUACGUGGCGUGUAUGUAAACGAAACGGUUAAGCAAAUGCCAAGCCAGCGCGCACUGCGUCUUGUAACCAGCGAUUGACCUUUGGAAAACAAGCUUGCCGCAAAACUUUUCAUCAGCGACAUUGAGCAGAAAAAUCUACAAAACCUGCUAAACCAAUUCAAAGGAAAACAAAGCAAUCUUGUCGGCUCCGUUGUUCACAUACACCAGACGAGACACGACGAAUGAGAGAAGACAGCAAAGCGAAAGCAUCUCGACCUCCGCCGUACAGUUUACUGCUUUUCGUUGGUGGCAAACACAUGUCCACGUGAAGUGCAGACCUCGAUCAGGUGGGCAAUGAAAGCGACAGUGGAAGGACUUUGUGUCGUGGCCUCAUUCCCAGCGUAGGAAGUUUAUUUUACCGUCUGGGGGUAGUGCGACAAUUCGAAAGAGUUUUUCUUUUUAGUUCGUUUGGCAACAUUAUUUUUCUACAAGCGGGGAUAACGGAUUCCGUCAACGAUAUUUAAACGUACAUUUUAGACGCACUGGAACAUCAAAAUCGAUGGUUUUAGUUUGUAGCUUGGACUGAGCUCAUUAAGGAAACGUCUGCACUCGCUCGUCGGCAGUAUGUGGAAUUCAGAGCGUUCGCAAAGCAACGGGGGCGGAGGGUCCGGUUCGUCCACUCGGACGCUCGGCAUGACUUCGGCGAUUAGUACUGCCGAACCGAAGCCGGAAGAUUUUCAAAAAACGAAGGAACUUGAAAAAUGUUUGGAACCCUACAAUGUGUUUGAAGCCGAAUCGGAGCUGAAUCAUCGAAUGGAAAUUCUUGCCAAGCUGAACACGCUCGUCAAGCAGUGGGUGCGCGAUGUUUCGAUCGCAAAAAAUAUGCCCGAGGCGAUGGCAGAGAAGCUGGGUGGAAAAAUCUACACAUUCGGUUCGUACCGACUCGGAGUGCAUCACAAGGGGGCCGAUAUUGACGCCCUCUGCGUGGCUCCACGCAACAUCGAGCGGGCCGACUAUUUCGGAUCGUUUUUCGAACUUUUAAAACAACAGCCCGAAGUAACGGAAUGUCGAGCCGUCGAGGAAGCAUUUGUACCUGUUAUAAAGAUGAACUUUGAUGGUAUCGAGAUCGAUUUACUGUUCGCUCGGUUGGCGCUGAAAGAAAUACCGGACAAUUUCGAUCUGCGCGACGAUAUGCUGUUGAAAAAUCUCGACCAAAAAUCCGUCCGCAGCCUGAACGGGUGCAGGGUGACGGAUGAAAUUUUGCGGCUCGUACCUAACAUUGAAAACUUUCGGCUGGCGCUGCGAACGAUAAAACUGUGGGCGAAAAGACAUGGCAUUUACUCCAACUCGCUCGGAUACUUCGGUGGUGUAUCGUGGGCGAUGCUCGUGGCUAGAACAUGUCAACUCUACCCGAAUGCGGUAGCUGCCACGCUGGUGCACAAGUUUUUCCUUGUGUUUUCGCGCUGGAAGUGGCCUCAACCCGUUUUGCUCAAGCAACCGGACAACGUGAGCCUCGGUUUUCAGGUUUGGGAUCCACGAGUAAACGUACAAGACCGGUUCCACUUGAUGCCAAUCAUUACGCCGGCCUAUCCACAGCAAAACUCUACGUUCAAUGUUUCCAGCUCAACGCGCAAGGUGAUGCUGAUGGAGUUUAACCGCGGCAUGCAGAUCACGGACGACAUCAUGAUGGGGAAGCAAUUGUGGGAUAAAUUAUUCGAGGCGCCCAGUUUCUUUUAUCGGUAUCGCCACUUCAUAGUCCUGCUGGUGAGCUCGAGCAAUGCCGACGAUCACCUGGAGUGGUGCGGACUGGUAGAGUCGAAGAUACGCUACCUGAUACUGAACCUGGAACGCAACCAGCACAUCAAUCUGGCGCACGUCAACCCCAAGUGUUACGAGCAGCACGAACAGAACUCUGGCACCACGCUGAACGGUGCCGAUGGUAAACCGACCCCGUUCUGUUCGCUCUGGUUCAUCGGGUUGGAGUUUGAGCGUUCCGAAAACCUGAACGUCGACUUAACGGACAGCAUACAGAGCUUCACCGAUUCCGUACACAAGCAUGCGGUGCAUAUUAAACUGCUAAAAGAUGGCAUGAAGAUAGAGGCUCGCCAUGUUCGACGGAAGCAACUGGCGCAGUACCUCGAUCCCAAUUUGCUGAAACGAGAACGGAAGAUCUCCGACAGCUACACCGUCAGCGCUGGUGCCGGUGGUAGCAACAACGGUUCGGCCUCCCCGGCAGACGCAUCGUCGCGAAAGCGUAAAUCCACCGAUCCAUCUUCCGCUACGCCAGCUACGGCCAGCAGCCCGACAGCCGGCGGUGCUGCCGUGCCCGGCAGCAAUGGCAGCGCUAGCAAAAAGCGUCGUAACGAUUCCUUCGACGGAGCAUCGAACAGCAGCUUCUGCAGCAAUUCACCGGCGGUUGCUUCGAAUGCGGAAGAUCGUAAAAGCCCUCCCCAGCCGACGGCGACGGAAAAUGCAGCAGGGAAUGGAAGUGGCAAUCAAACGGAUUCUCCAUCGACCGCCGAUCCAGUCGCGUCAUGCUUAUUGAAUGGCGAUGACGAUGAGCGUUUGAAUGGGUCAGACGAACCAAUGGCUUCGGCUGUUGCUUCGGAAGAUCAAACCGAUGGAAAGUCUAACGACCAAGACUCGUACGAUGCUUCGAAGGAGGACACCUCGGAAGCGGUGCUUACCACUGCCGCCAAUGGUACCGCUCAUAAUAGCAGCAGCAGCAGCACCACCGCCACCACCAAUGGGACAAACAGUAGUAAUAGUAUCAAUAGUAGUAGUAGUAGUAAUGGUGGCAACACUUCGACACCUGCCACGCCCGCAGCGGCGGCGGCGGCGGCGGCGGCAGCUACCGAAGUUGCCUGCUCUUGACUGACUCGUUGUCGCACUCCUUCGAUGACGUACCAUCGUGAUGGAGGAACGGUCGCUACACCUGCACCUAUAAUGCCACCCGCAGUUGGCCAGAAGCAGCGGUCUUCCCUCUCCGGUGAUGUUAGUAGUAAGAUUAUGUUAGAGCAAAGUGAUGCUGUUUCCCCAGCCUUGGUUGGUGGCUCUGCCACCGCUGCUGCUGCUGCUGCUGCUACUGUUGAGAACGGUGCAUCAACUUUACACGGUGAUAAGCUAUAAGAGCCCGAACCACUACCCAGACCAGUUAAGCAUAUGUAGGAAAGACGAUCGGAUCUAUUGAACCGAAGAAAUAAUGUAACACAUGACUCAUCUACUAAACACAUUGUACAUAGCGUGGAAAUUCAAACGGAGACGCAGUCGACAGACGUGGAAAGACAAGUAGAAUCGGUUCCAAAGAUGUCUGUCGGAAAUUAAAACAUAACAUGGGUAAGAACACUUUUCGGCUUUGCAUUAAAGCCGAUCGGAAGCAGAAGCAGAGUAUGCAAAAAUCAAGUGUGUACAGCAGCGGUGCGAGGCACAGGACUUUUUGCUGGCGUACGUGGCCAACACACAAAAGGACGACGAAUAUUUAAUCCGGCGUGUGUUCCGAUAAUGAAGUGUAAUGUGUGCGGAUGGAUAGUGAAAAACGGUUGGGGACUGCAAGAGGGAAUUUUCUAAGCAACUAAGGAUUUAGCGGGAGGGUGCAACCAGAGGACGAGCAGAAGGGAGAGAUUGCGCGAGAUGUACAUAAUUAUUGAUCAGUAAAAUAUAUGACCGUUGCGAAGAGCGAAAGGACAGAAGAAAUUGUUCAGAAACACCGUGUACAGUACAGCAGCAACAUUUAUUCGAAGUGAAACCGAAGACAGCAACAUAGCAAAGGCUAUUGAGCAAAAGGUAGCGAAGAUUGCAAAGAGGAGCGCAGUCGAUGUUUAAGGAUUGCUCGGUAACGAUCAGCCUUUCAUCAUUCUUUGAUGGAUUAUCGACGUAGCUAAAUGCUGCCAUUAUUCACCGCACGGUUACUGUACGCGAUUCUUUUACGUCCUUUAAUUGCUACAUCUAUAGCUCAAUUGAGAAAAGAGCUGAUGGAAUUACUAUUUCGACAACUAAACUUUAGCGUAACAAAUGAACACGUAUAUUGAUGGUGUUUUUAAUCCUAUUUUUCUUGCAAAAAUGAGCUACGUAGAAGUUUAAUUUUCCAUUAUUUUCCGUUGGGCGUCUCUUUUAUCAAUUAGCACGCUACACAGAUAUAUUGGGUGGUUUCCACCCCCUUUCAAUUCGUAGGAUCCAUUCGAACAUCGAGGAUUGGAAUUAGUUUUCCUUUUUUUGCUGCGCAGUAUGUCAAUACUGCUUAGCUGAAUGCACAGGGCUUUCACUAUCGGAUGAAAACGAAUAUUAGUGGAUUCAACAAGCAAAAAAACACAAAAAAAAACAAAAAGUAGAAGAUGUUAGUUCGAGGUAAAAAGAAAUCCCUCCUAUAUAUGAAAAAGUGCAACCAGGACCGCCACGUAAAAAGUGGCCGUCACAAAAAAAAAUGAUCCUGAAUAUGUGUAAACUGAACUCAAUCCGCAAAACCAUCAAUCCCAUAUAUGAGCAUAGGCGAUAGG